AUGUCGCAGCGAAUCCCUGGCCCUGCCUAUUCUUCCAGCGCACCACCACCACCACCACCACCACCACCACCACCACCAAUUCAUACCUACCAACAACACCAGCAUCCUCCUCCGCCUCUACCGCCCCCGAGUCAACAUCACCACUCGUCCCAUCCUCCUCUGCCUCCUCCGCCGUCAGCUCCACAUCCUCACCACCAACAUCCACCGCCGCCGCCUUCCCACUCGCUAUCUUCACAUCAACACCAUGGCCAACCACCCCACCACCAGCCUCAACCAUAUGCCCCAGCUCCAUAUCAACAGUCUCAGCCGAGUCAAUACCCUCGGCCCCAUCCGCACCAGCAACACGUCCCUCCUCCUUCGCAACAUGAUGAGCCUCCUCCCCCGCCCUCUUCGGGACCAUCCCCCACCGACCAUCAGAAAGAUUCCGAAUACGUUCCCCCGUCCUACUCCAAGAUCGAAGAAGGUUCAGGCUGGAAGUACAGUCUCGAUGUGAAGCAACAACCCGUACGUGCGCGCAUGUGUGGUUUUGGCGAUAAGGAUCGUCGCCCAAUCACGCCGCCGCCAUGUGUUCGUCUUGUCAUAAUCAAUACCGAGACGGGUAAAGAGGUUGACUACAAUACCCUAGACCACGCCAUGUUUGUGUUGUCGGUCGAUCUGUGGAAUCAUGAUGAACCAGGGACCCCUUCGUACCAGCAACAAUCUCUGCCCCCGAGUCGCGAGUCUGGAUAUGGCCAAUCGCAAGGGAUGAACUAUGGGCAGGACUAUCCCCCACCGGUGCAACAGAGCUAUGGUCCAGCACCGUCGUACCCGCCGAGCAGUUCCUUCGGUCCGCCCCAACAAUAUUACCCGCGACAUAGCGGUUACAGUGCCGAACCUUCGGCUCCUCCGCCAGGUGCCCCUUUCCGUAAUGGAUAUGGACAAGAUCAAAAUGCGCUUACUCGGAUGGCAGUAGUGGGAGGUCAACCCCAAGGGAUGUUUACGAGAAACUUGAUUGGCAGUUUGGCCGCAAGUGCAUUCCGUCUCGAGGAUACUGAAGGACAAUCAGGUAUCUGGUUUGUCCUCCAAGACCUCAGCGUCCGUACAGAAGGGACCUUUCGAUUAAGGUUCUCCUUCGUCAACGUUGGACGCCCCGGGGGGCAGGGGACCAACGUAAACCAAGGCCGAGCGCCAAUCCUGUCGUCGUGCUACAGCGAGAGUUUCCACGUGUACUCGGCCAAGAAGUUCCCCGGCGUGUGCGAAAGUACACCAUUGAGCAAGAAAUUUGCAAACCAAGGCAUCAAGAUCCCGAUCCGUAAGGACGCCAACAUCAAGGGCGAAGGUGAUGAAGAGAUGUACGAUCAGAACUGA
This is a messenger RNA of Fusarium musae, 1347 nucleotides long. RefSeq lists its product as uncharacterized. The transcript is spliced from 7 exons. Bases 1 to 1347 code for a protein of 448 amino acids. Lineage: Eukaryota; Fungi; Ascomycota; Sordariomycetes; Hypocreales; Nectriaceae. The record is from RefSeq and is a predicted model, not a curated record.